AUGUUAGAACGAGGCCAGGGCACGGCGCCCGAGGAGGAGAAGGUCAUGGACCAGCCUCCCGUUCCUCUGUCUACUGAGAUCAACAUUGCGACACGCAACCUUCACACCACCCUCAACCGCCUCAUAACGAGCCGCCUUCCGCUCGCGCUGCCACCACACGCUUCCGACCCGACGCUCUACACGACUGGGCUCCUCCACUUUGCGCACAUCUUCCUGACCUUUGAAUCGCUCUGGGCCGACCUCUUGCGCGACCACAGUCCCCAGCCACCCGCGAAUGACCCCUCUCUCGCCUCUCCGCCAUCAUCCCCACUGCUAUCCUAUCUCCUCGUAAAUCCCUAUGACUCGCCUUCGCUCUUCACAUCUACCCUCGGCGCACCGACCCCGCCAUCGCCACAAAUCCUUGCCUUGUUACAGACAGUCAGGCCUCGGGGGCUGAUGCGGUCGGCACGCGUAAAGAGGGACCUGGAACACCUAAUGGACCUCCACCCAACAGACCUCGAGGUUGUUCUGGCGCAGUAUCCUGGAGACAAAGUCGCCGACUUCUGCACACAUAUCCGGAAGGCUGUGCAUGAGAAGCCAUGGACCUUGAUCAGCUAUGCCUGGUGUUUUUACAUGGCUGUCUUUUCCGGUGGCCGUUGGAUACGUGCCGAACUGCUGAAGGCUGGUCCCGACUUCUGGCAAGCAAGCAAAGAGGACGACAAGUCGACCAUCUUUCAGCUACCUGAACGUGUCCUGUCCCUUUGGCAUUUUCCCGGUCAAUUUGAUGGGGAAGAUAUCAAGAUGGAGUUCAAGGCACAGCUUGCGGCCGCGGAGGCACUCUUCACACCGGACCAGCGCGUAGACAUCAUCGAGGAGGCCAAGAACAUUUUUCGGCUUUGCGCAAGUCUGGUGCAAGAGUUGGACGACAUGGUUGCCACCGGGACCGCUCCGGUAAUCGAUCGUGUUGGUGGAAGUAAAGUAGCAGCUGAGGAACAAUCGGUGCCUCAUAGAGCCGCCAAGACCAGCACGCACGCCGUCGAUUCGAGCACGCCAAACGACCGAGUCAUGCGGUUUGUCCGAAAACCUCAAGUGACCGGGACUCUUGUGGCGCUAGCAUGUUUCGCCUGUGUCGCUCUUGUGAGGUCUCAGUAA
Messenger RNA from Parastagonospora nodorum SN15, 1131 nucleotides. RefSeq lists its product as hypothetical. The record is from RefSeq and is a predicted model, not a curated record. Gene Ontology annotation, molecular function: heme oxygenase (decyclizing) activity. Lineage: Eukaryota; Fungi; Ascomycota; Dothideomycetes; Pleosporales; Phaeosphaeriaceae. The transcript is spliced from 2 exons. Bases 1 to 1131 code for a protein of 376 amino acids. Gene Ontology annotation, biological process: heme oxidation.